AUGACUCCAGGCGGCGGCGUCAAUGUCACCACGAAUCGUACUCAGUGGCCCGUUGACGGUGGUGCUAUCCUCUUCACGCCCACUCACCAUUGGGCUUUGACCUAUGUCAACCUCGGCUUGGGAGAUGAUGACUCUAUCAUCUUCAAUAACACACUCGUCCCUGGCUUCAACCAGACUGGAAACGGCACCUUUUGUUUCCCGAAGAUCUCCAUUCCAGCAGGUCUAGGUAUCAAAGACGGCACAAACGCAAGCCUGCAAAUUGUCCAGGCGUCAGCGGGGGGUGCAGCGCUGUACAAUUGCAUGGAUAUCACAUUCUCCAGUUCACCUAAAAACCUCCUCGCCCAGGGUAUGUGCGUCAACUCUACCGGAGUUGGUGGCGUGGCUAUCACUUCAGCGCCCACUUCUGGAGAGGGAAUGCCAUCCAGUGGGGGUGCCAUCUCCAGCGCAGGCGCUGCUAGCAUGGGGGCUACUGCCUUGCUUGCCUUUGCUGUUGCUAGCUUGCUCAUUUAA
This is a messenger RNA of Trichophyton verrucosum HKI 0517, 510 nucleotides long. RefSeq lists its product as uncharacterized. The transcript is spliced from 2 exons. The record is from RefSeq and is a predicted model, not a curated record. Lineage: Eukaryota; Fungi; Ascomycota; Eurotiomycetes; Onygenales; Arthrodermataceae. Bases 1 to 510 code for a protein of 169 amino acids.